Molecule: messenger RNA, 1076 nt
Organism: Sphaeroforma arctica JP610
Lineage: Eukaryota; Ichthyosporea; Ichthyophonida
Exons: 4
Source: RefSeq, a predicted model, not a curated record
GGUCGAUCUGGUGUGUGCCAAAAUGGGUGUUGAACGUGAAGAGAUGCUUCACGCCAUCCACACAGCCGGAGAUAACGACGCCUUGAAGAUAGCUUACAACCUCGUGCGAGACAGUCAGCGGAUGAAGGAGCUGUCCGAAAGCAAACACGAUGGCGACGGGGACAGGGGCAUGUUCACAGACGCGGAGCGUAAACAGCACGAAAAGCCGUCAGAUGGCAUGGCGCCCCUGGAGGAGCUCCCUACAAUGGGAAUGUAUAUUAGCCAGAGCAAGACAGGUGUCUCUGCUCAGCCUGUGAGCCGCUCUACCAAGAAGUCGCGGUGGCAUUUGGGUAUCCGCUCGCGAAGCCAACCGUACGAUGUCAUGAGUGAGGUCUACAGGGCUAUGAAGAGUGUGGAUUUGUCGUGGAAGGUCGUGAACUCGUACCAUGUCAUCACCAGGAAAACCCAUCCCGUCACCAAACAAGAACUGAAGGUCAGCCUGCAGUUGUACAAGGUGGAUGAUCGGCAUUUCCUGUUGGAUUUCAAGAAUUUGGGCCAGUCAGCGGGUGAGAAGGAGACAUAUGAGAACAGUGGGAGUGUAGCAAUGGGCUUCUUCGAGCUUUGCGCUAUACUGAUCAGGGAAUUGGCCGUAGGCGGAGGCGGCUCUAAAUAGACGCUUAAUAUUAUCGGACCAAAAAGCGCUGCGAAGAUGAGCGGAAAUGCAAGCGAGGCCAUCUCCAAUAUUAUAUUGGUGGUUCCUCAGUCAUCUUCAAAUCGGAUUUUAAUCUUCGUACUUCACAAAAUUCGUGCAGAGCGGGCCAUGGAUCGGCAUGACGAAAUGGUCACUGUUGCACUAAAUCUUUAAAAUAUAUGUCAUGUGACACAGUUGAAUUGCACAGAUAUCGAUACACAUCAGUCUACAUACUUACAUUAGGGACGCACAAGAUCUGUCGCACCGGCCAGAGAGAGUGAAACACUGCCACUCUUAGUGCUCUUCGCCAGACUCGGUAGUGAGAACCGUCAUGGGUCUGCGUGGAUACAGUUAUAUACUCAGUAGAAUGAAAUAAAAGGUUGAUUACACGACGCCAAUCCAGCCA